GAAUUUCUUUAUCUUGCUAUAUCCAGAGCCUCUCCCUACCUGAAAGACAGGAUGAGCUUCAAGACCCUUCCCAUGCUCCUGCAGCUGGCGAGAAGAAGCCUGCUGAAAGAUGAAGCCUUAACCAUCUCUGCUCUUCAGGACCUGCCCAUGGAGCUGUUCCCACCACUCUUCAAGGAUGCAUUCAUUAGCAAACAAACUAACAUUCUGAGGGAGAUGGUGGCAGCCUGGCCCUUCCCAUGCCUUCCUGUGGGAGCCCUGAUGACAACUCCAGACUUGGACAUCUUGAAGGCUGUGCUGGGUGGCCUGGAUUUGCUGAUGACACAAAAAGUUCGACCCAGGAGGUGGAAACUACAGGUCCUUGAUUUACGAGAUGCCAACCAUGAUUUCUGGAAUGUGUGGGCUGGAAUAGAGGAUGGUGUCCGCCUUCCAGACAUUAGGCAGCCACAACCUUUGAUGUAUCAUCCCAAACAAAAGGGAAAACAGUCUUUGACUGUGAGGAUAAACCUUUCUCUGAAUCCUAGUCACAUAAGUAAAUACAAUGAAUAUUUUUAUCAGUGGGCAAAGGAGAGAAAAGAUGUAGUACAGGUGAACUGUCAGAAGAUGGAGAUUUGGACCAACCCUGUCUACCACCCACCUUAUCUUCAGGAUGUAGUUGAGCUAAGUUCUAUCCAGGAGUUGGAAGUGUAUAAACACUGCGACCUAAACACCCUUGUAACAAUAGCCCCUAAUUUGGGCCAGAUGAUAAACCUUCAAAAACUCCUUCUCAAUGAUAUCCACAUAUCUUUCAACUGGAUUGGAAAUAAAGAGAUGGAAGACUGGUGUUUAAUUAUGAUCAUUCCCCAAUUCUCCAAACUACAGAAGCUCCAGCAUCUUUAUUUGAAUGAUGUGUGCUUUGUGAAUGAACGCCUGGACCAAGUGCUCAGGUGCUUAGGGAGUCCCUUAGAGACCCUUGCAAUCACUCGAUGUAAGCUGUCAGAGUCAGAUAUGAGUUGUCUAUCUGAGUGUCCAAGAGUGCAUCAGCUCAGAUACCUGGAUCUGAGUGGCAACGACUUUAUAAAUUCAAGUCAUGAAUUUCUUGGAAGACUUCUAGAAAGACUGACAGCUACACUGCAGAAGCUAGGAUUGAAGGGCUGUAUGUUCACGGACUUCCAAAUUGAUGUCCUCCUACCUGCUCUGAGCCAAUGCUCCCAGCUCACUGAGGUCAAUUUUCAGAUGAACUUCUUAUCUAUGGACAGCCUGAAGAAGCUUCUGCAGCAUACUGCUAACCUGAGACAACUGACCAGGGAAAUGUACCCUGCCCCCUAUGAGGUCUAUGAUGAAUUUGGUAAUGUCCUCCCACAAAGAUUUGUACAACAGUGCUCUGAGCUAUUGGCCACACUCAAGGAUAUAAGGCAGCCAAAGAAGAUCUGUUUUGUGAGUAAUAUUUGUGCAGUUUGUGGAGGAUUCUGGGUCUAUGACUUCGGCGCCACAUUAUGUUUCUGUUGGCAAUGA
Molecule: messenger RNA, 1491 nt
Organism: Grammomys surdaster
Lineage: Eukaryota; Metazoa; Chordata; Mammalia; Rodentia; Muridae
Product: PRAME family member 12-like
Exons: 3
Coding region: 52-1491 (479 amino acids)
Biological process (GO): negative regulation of apoptotic process; negative regulation of DNA-templated transcription; negative regulation of cell differentiation
Cellular component (GO): cytoplasm
Source: RefSeq, a predicted model, not a curated record